Molecule: messenger RNA, 2706 nt
Organism: Gasterosteus aculeatus aculeatus (three-spined stickleback)
Lineage: Eukaryota; Metazoa; Chordata; Actinopteri; Perciformes; Gasterosteidae
Gene: slc30a8
Product: solute carrier family 30 member 8
Biological process (GO): response to glucose; insulin secretion; zinc ion transmembrane transport
Cellular component (GO): plasma membrane
Molecular function (GO): zinc ion transmembrane transporter activity
Source: RefSeq, a predicted model, not a curated record
UGUGCACACGCGAACUUUUACAUCUCAUUUCAUUUUUAGCGCUACAUCUAAGAAAACGUGGCAUUGCUAGAGUUGUUUUACUGUGCACAGCCGGAGCACUGGAGGUCUUUUAUUAACCUUCCAAAAUCCGCGAAGAGUCUGUGCUGGUUCGGAAGCGCUGCAGGCGGGGAUCUGUUUGCACACGGUGCGCGUCGGCAGCGUGGAUCACAAGGCUGUGUGCGUCGCGUGUGUUUGAUCCACAGUCAGAUGUACAAGGAGUCCACGCAACUUUCACAGGAACUCUCAAGAACUCCAUAUCCCCUUUUUGGAUGAACGCAACUUCAGCUUUCUUGGACGUAUAUUUUAAAUCACAUUGUUCUUUUUUGUUUUGUUUUUUUAAAUAUUUUUUUAUUUCAGGCUUGUCGGUUUUUAAAAUUGUGAGGGUUCACUUUUAAAUUAGUUGCACUCCAAGAAGUUAAUCAUGUUCAAGAAGAAGGAUCCGGAAAGAACGGGACUCGUCUCGGAUUUGAGGAGCUCGUACACCGCUUUGGCAAGUGUGCCCAACCAGAUGGCGUUGCAGAUAGACGGCACUGGUGGCAUCAAGCAUUGCCAUGACAACAGCAGCGCACAGGAGGAUCGUGAGCGGGAGAAGAAGGUCGCCCAGAGGAGGCUGUAUGUGGUCUCUGUCAUCUGCCUGCUUUUCAUGAUUGGUGAAAUCAUUGGUGGCUAUUUAGCAGGCAGUCUUGCGGUGAUGACGGACGCUGCCCACCUGCUUGCAGACUUCAUCAGCUUCCUCAUCAGCUUGUUGUCCCUCUGGCUCUCCUCCAGACCUGCCACUCACAAGCUCAGCUACGGCUGGCAUCGCGCAGAGAUUCUGGGCUCUCUGCUGUCCGUGUUCACCAUCUGGCUGGUAACAGGAGUGUUGGUUUACCUGGCUGUGGAGCGCCUCGUCAGCAAUGACUACACCAUCGAGGGCACCAUCAUGCUCAUUACCUCUGGUUGUGCUCUGUUGGCUAAUAUCGUCAUGGCCCUCAUUCUGCACCAGUCCGGCCACGGCCACAGUCACGGGGGAGUGGGCUCACACGGCCACAGCCACAAAGGGAACGAGCACGAUCGCGCUACGAAGCAGAAAGAUGACCAUGCAGACCCCGAGAAAAACGUGGUUGCUAAUGGAGGGAGGUCUCAGCAGGACAACGCCAGCGUACGAGCGGCCUUUGUCCAUGUGUUGGGAGAUCUCCUCCAGAGCGUCAGCGUCUUACUCAGCGCCAUUAUUAUCUUCUUCAAGCCAGAAUAUAAGAUCGCGGACCCCAUCUGCACCUUCCUGUUCUCCAUCUUUGUCUUGUGCACUACCUUCACCAUCUUGAGGGACAUUCUUGUAGUCCUGAUGAACGGCACUCCUGCGGGGGUGAAGUACGGCGAGGUGCGAGAUAGCCUUCUGGAGGUGAAGGGGGUGAAGGCGGUCCACAACCUUCACAUCUGGGCCCUCACCAUGAACCAGACUGUGCUGACCGCCCACGUGGCCAUAGACGAGACGGUGGACGCUCAGACUGUCCUUAGAGAAAUGACACAGGCCUGUAUCUCCUCCUACAACUUCCACUCGGUUACAAUUCAAAUGGAGAGGCAGGCCGACCUGAAGCCUGGAUGUACCCUGUGUGAGGAGCCCAAGAUGUAGGAACCUGCGCAACGCUUUUAUCAGAAUUGGGCCACGCUGUGCGUUCACGGUCCGGUUUGAUCCGCACUGCUCUCGGGUUCCUGCGACAUUUAUUCCAAAGGCCUAUGACCGUGUGUGUUGAAGGAAAUAGGAAAGAGCCUGAGAGAAAGAGCAGGCUUGUUCAUGAUUGAAAUCAUUUUAGAAGAAAGGUUCCGUAUCCAAACCAUUCCCCGCGCAUGAAGUUUUAACUAGCAUCAGCUGUAUUUGCUUUUAAGUAUUUGUGUUGAAAUAUAAGUCGCAGUGAAAACAGCUUCAAGCUUCAAAAUGUAAGCGCUAAACACUUGAUUUUCUGUAUUCUGAGGAACUUUUAUUAAUUUCUUUGGGAAAUCCCAUUUCUUUAAAGGAAAUUCAGAAACCCAGGGGCAUGGUGACAACUGAAAAUAUAAUUCAGUAAGACUCUCAGGCAUUCUGUAUUGUUUCAACAUGUAGCUAUGACUUCUGCUUAGUCUUUUGUUUGGGCGGCGUAACCUCUUUAAAUGUGCAUGUGGCACUCCUCUCUGAUAGCGUAAGGUUGUUUUUAAUUCAUUUUAUAAACCAGUUAUUGGCUCAUAUCCCGCAAGUCUGUGUUCUCUGUGAAGCUGUAAUAUUUAUUUUAUGUUGCUGUUACAAUAAUAAAGUCACAAUAAUUUAAGAAGGAAAAUAAGCCUUUCCUCUAGUUGAGUAAAGGCUUUUGCUUUGGAUCGGGAAAUCCUAUUUGGUAAUUGUUAACUUGUAUAGAAAUUACACAUGCACGUCUACUCUUAUUACCCAUUUUAACUACUCUAUUCACCCUGUGACCUUGUAAAGCAUUCUGACCAAUGCAAAAGUACUGUUUUUAUUUUUAGCAUUAACCUACUGUAUGCACAGAUGCAACCAUUUCCACCCUGAUACUUACAGAUCAAUUAGGUAUGUAAAUAUCACUUUUAUUUAGUGGUUAUUCAACCAGCAUUCUCAGAAGUACUGUGUGCAUGAGUGUUUCACCAGCGCCUUUCUACUGUUUUAAGAUUAAAUAUUGAAAUAAAUAUUCCUUUACAGAG